Molecule: messenger RNA, 1578 nt
Organism: Aureobasidium vineae
Lineage: Eukaryota; Fungi; Ascomycota; Dothideomycetes; Dothideales; Saccotheciaceae
Source: the annotation of a GenBank genome assembly
AUGGCUACACAAGCUGAUAUAGAUGCCGUGACUGACAAACUCAGCACGACUGGGCGUCUGUCAUGGGUCAUCGCAGACUGUCCCGUUGUCGUCAUUUUCAAAAACAAUUCCACCGGACAUCCGGAUUCACUGGGCCAACCUUUAGAUCGAAAUGGCUGUGGUGACCUGCUCAGACUCUGGGUGGGCAUGAACGAGGAUACGCACGAGCUGUUCGUGGCCUUGACCAUUCGUAUUCGGGUGUCGCCAGUCAGAAAGAAGACUCGCCGACAGGGCCGUCUUAUGUUCAUGAUCGUUCCAGCCAACGCCUUGCAGCUGCAAGGUACUGUCGUUGACUACACGCAUCUGGACAAGAAGCUUUCACCACACCUCUUCGAUAUGCCCAGCGAUACUCAAUCCGCAAAGUGUAAGCUCUUGCGUAUGUCUCUUGAUCUGGGGUCUUAUGCAAGUGAUGUUAUAAUGCCCGAGUACCAGUGCAGACCAAAUGUGAUGCCACAAGCCAUGGUCUUGCUUCGAAAACUCAAGUCACUCUCUGAGGCAUCCAGCUUCCACCUAUAUACCAAUCAGGAUGAAUCCAGGCAGGCAGCUUUUCAGCAUGUAUCCGAAAUACUGCUCGACAAAGACUCAAUGAUCACUCCUUCGAUUGACCUCAAAGGCUUUUAUCCUGGAGGCCGCUCAGCAUGUAAGAAUAUGUGGGUGGAGCAAGGAUGGCUAGAAGCUGAAGACAAGACUGUUGCAGACGGAGGGAAUGGUAUUGAGAGGAAUCAGAAAAGAAUACAAAGCCCGUCCGAACCGCAACCUCCUCCGCCUUACGAGCCAAACACCGUGCCAAGUCCUGUAUGUGUGUCUCCAGGCCUAGAGGAUGUGCCAUGGUUGCCACCUACCAUUGCCCCUGUAUCUCAACGGGGGCUCCUAGGUUUGCCAGCGACAGCACCUCCGAGCACAGAUACAUACGUCGACUCGAACGGCCAACAACUCUGCGCGGACAACACUGAAUCUGCGUCAAUUGUGACAGAUCAACCAUUCACCCAUGUCCACCAUCAUUCUCCUUCGACACCUGAAGCAUCACUCUCUUCCAGCUAUACUGCGACAUUUCUGUCUGGAUUUCCGACUCAAUCGCCGUCACAUAGAAUUCGAGACGCCUUGGCAGCCCAAACCAAAGCAGUCCCGGCUGAGAGCUCUUGCCCAUCUUUACAAGUAGCUGCAUCUUCCAUAGGCGAUCGUGCCUUCCACACCGAUAAUGCUUCGACCCGUGCCAGCACGCCAAGCGCAGUCCUCGACUCUGUUCCCGACUCUGCGACACGUAAAGACUACCUUCGUACUCGCUUGAAGAAGUUGCCAGCAACAUCGCCAAAAGACAGGCUGUUGCUCAGCCGAGCGCACAAACCUUGCAUCUCAAUGGCUUACGAGCGGACUUCUCACCAACGGUUCCUGAUACUAUAUCUUAUCAUGAUGAUACGACCCGUGCAUCUACGAAAGACGACAGUCUUUCCUCACAAGGAAGCCAGCUCUCGCAAUGGCUUUCCCACGCUUGGCACUACUGUCCCACAGCUCACUAUCUCUUCAUCACGGAACUGCUGA